GAAGUUUUUGAAAAUCUUGGGAGAUUCUUACGAAGAAGCUCAGUAGCCAUUCAUCGAACUCGUGGCCCCUUAUAAAUCCGCAGUAGAUUCUUAGAACAUAUAUAAAUAGCCAUAUGUGUCAGUGUUAAUCAGCUUCUUGAUUUUCGUCUCCUUAGUUCUUGUUCCGAGUUUUCCUUCUCCUCGUGGCUCUCGCCCCAUCGAGCUCUGUUGAAUUCUUCUAUCGCAAGUUCGGAUGAAUUCAGCUAUAUUUUAAUCAGGUAAACUUAUCAUGGUUCAACCAUGUUGAUGAUUCACACUUCUGGUGGCAUCAAGUGGCAAACAUAUUUGGACUCUAGAAAGCUGCAGGAUUGUAGUCAAUACAAAGUUACAUGUGACACUCCCUUAAUUAGCACCAAUCAUCCAAUUCAUGGAAGAUGUCCUGGUAAUAAAGUGCUGCAGAGUUCCUCUUUCUCUUCAAAAUGCUGUAAUGGACUUAAGAUCCAUCGCCUGUUUCAUCAAACAGCUUCCAAGAGAUGGCUGUGUCGAUUGCGUGAGUCUACAUCAUCAGACGAUGAGUACCGUUCGUCAAGGAACAUAGCAAUCAGUUUAUUUAGGCGGUAUAGGAAUUUUGUGGAACGAGGAGGAGGUGACAACUUAAAAGAAUUCAUCAGUGCUGGGGUAAAUGCAUAUGCAUUGGGGUGCACUGAUGAAGGGCUAAGGAAAGAACUUGCUGCUAUGAAGGAAUCAGGUUUGGAAAUUGAAGCUAUGCAAAAUUACAGGGGAAGCACCAGUCUAAAAUCCAAGAUUUUCUCUAAUGAGAUUGAUGAGUGCAUUCUGUGGCUAAGCAUUAUAUUUAUCACCAUCCUAUGUACACCACAGCCAACCAUAGUCCGUUGGUCAUCAACACCUCCAGUCUCGGAUGAAAUAAUGCUACAAUGGAAAGGCUUUUGUGCCAUCAUAGCUAAUGCAUACUUCGUGAGAGGGAUGGCAUGGCUUCCAGUGAAGACUCUUCAACUAGAGCAAAUGGCAACAAUGGGCCAUGCAGAGGAGCCAUCAGUUGUUUCCAGCCGAAUGAGAUUAGUAUUUAGCACAUUAGAGGUGGUGAGUCCACAGUGGCCAAGAUGGUAAGAGUCUCGUCUCGUGGUGGCAGCCCGGUGCUUGAACACGGGGAAUACAAUUUCCUGAAUUUCCCUGUUCUCUGUUUCCCUACAGAAUUGUACUUAUUGUGCUUUAAAGCCCAAAAAGGAAAAUUUUUCAUGUAUACAUACCUAAUAAACCUCUGUGUAAGACAGUUUAUAUGCUUGAAUAUAAUUGCAGGAUAAUUUAUGAAAAUAUA
This is a messenger RNA of Diospyros lotus (date-plum), 1315 nucleotides long. RefSeq lists its product as uncharacterized. Lineage: Eukaryota; Viridiplantae; Streptophyta; Magnoliopsida; Ericales; Ebenaceae. The record is from RefSeq and is a predicted model, not a curated record. The transcript has 7 exons. The coding region runs from base 280 to 1107 and encodes 275 amino acids.